Messenger RNA from Trichoderma gamsii, 951 nucleotides. RefSeq lists its product as hypothetical. NCBI's taxonomy places the organism in Eukaryota, Fungi, Ascomycota, Sordariomycetes, Hypocreales, Hypocreaceae. The transcript has a single exon. The record is from RefSeq and is a predicted model, not a curated record. Bases 1 to 951 code for a protein of 316 amino acids.
AUGACUAAACAAAUCACAAUCAUCGGCGCAACAGGUAUUCAAGGGGGGUCUGUCAUCAGAGCGUUAUUGAAAGACAGCGCCUACUCGCUGACAGCCAUCACUCGAAACAAAUCAAGCGACACAGCAAAGAAUCUUGCUUCAGAUGGCGUUCGCAUUGUUGAGGCUGAUCUCGAUGAUAUCGCCUCUCUCCAAGUAGCAUUUGCUGGAUCAUCUAUCAUUUUUGCCGCCACCAACUUCUUUGAAGCUUUUGUCAAGUACGGUAGCGAAGAGGCCAUUGACAUCGAGACAAGGCAAGGCAUCAAUAUUGCCAAAGCUGCAGCUGCAACACCAACGCUUGAGCACUUUGUUUGGUCGACUCUUCCCAAUACCUCCCGCAUCAGCGAUGGACGGUUCGCUAUCCCUCAUUAUGUGAGCAAAAACAGGGUCAACGACUUUAUCAAGGCGGAUUCAACGCUCCUCCAAAAGACGACAUUUCUCUGGGUCGGCACUUACGCGUCGAAUAUGAACUAUCCCUUCUAUCAACCGUUUCCGAUUCCAACGGCCGGGAAGAAUCAAUACAUCCAGGUUCAGCCGACCCCAGCAUCUGUGCAAUUUUCCAUGGUUGGGGAUGCCGCGAUAAACGUUGGACUCUUCGUACGCGCAAUUAUUAAGCAACCUAACAAGACACUUGGCGGCAAAUUUGUCAAUGGCGUCACCGACAUUAUGACGGCUGGAGAAUUGCUUGCGACUUGGGCAUCGGUGCGUGGCGUUGAGGCAGAGUACGUGCAGAUAGACAAAGCGACAUAUUACAGUCUAUGGCCGCAGUGGGGUCAAGCGAUGGACAAGAUGCAUGAGUACUUGGAAUGGGCUAAGGAUCGCAGCUUCUCGGGUGAAGACGUUAUCCUCUCUACGGAGGACCUCGGCAUCAUCGGAUUAAGCGACACGCGGACUGCGUUUGCUAAGAUGAACUGA